This is a messenger RNA of Chaetomium strumarium, 621 nucleotides long. RefSeq lists its product as uncharacterized. The record is from RefSeq and is a predicted model, not a curated record. The transcript has 2 exons. The coding region runs from base 98 to 418 and encodes 106 amino acids. Lineage: Eukaryota; Fungi; Ascomycota; Sordariomycetes; Sordariales; Chaetomiaceae.
AGACUGGGUUUAUAAUGGGCAUUAUCUUCCCGGGCAUGGUGGUUACAACCUCGGAUGGCCGUGGCAAGGCGAAGCUAGCCCAGCCUAGCAACCGCGAAUGGGCGACGGUGAUCCAAGGCGUCAAUGCCCUUGGCUGGGCUAUCUCUCUAUUUAUCAUCUUAGCAGCGCAAUACAGUCUCCUCGGGCCCUCCAGCAACGGGGCAAAUCGAGCCACAAGUUCUUUACGGGUACAGGCGAGUUCCGCCCAGAUAUCCCACUUCCCGAUGCCGUGCCGCUUGAGGAGAGGGAAUCCAGCUUGGAGGGCGAGAGCAAGGAGGGAUUCCUCGCCAUGAUGCGCAAAAUGCUGCAGUGGGAACCAUCAAAGCGUUCCUUGGCCAAGGAGCUGGCCGAGGACGAAUCGGUGAUGGCGUACAUGUAGAAUGAAUGAUGGCCACAGAGCUCGAGGGGCAUUCCUCGCGGCAUUCCGGAUCCAGACCUGGAUUUACGCCGUUUUUGUGGGGCCAAACAAGACACGUUUUAUGGUCAAAGACGCCGUCGUAUUCGUGGCGCGCGACGCGGUACUCACGGUCCACUAGGCCAUACUUAUCUGGAGGUCGUGGCCACGCUGAGCAACCCGUCGCC